Wickerhamiella sorbophila is the source of this 735-nucleotide messenger RNA. RefSeq lists its product as hypothetical. Gene Ontology annotation, biological process: mitochondrion organization; lipid homeostasis. NCBI's taxonomy places the organism in Eukaryota, Fungi, Ascomycota, Dipodascomycetes, Dipodascales, Trichomonascaceae. Bases 1 to 735 code for a protein of 244 amino acids. The record is from RefSeq and is a predicted model, not a curated record. The transcript has a single exon. Gene Ontology annotation, cellular component: mitochondrial outer membrane.
AUGCUUGGAGAGGUGGCCCCCGAGCCAGUUUCGGGCACUCCGCCAAACGAUGAUCCCGAUAGCACCAAGCCUUCUCCAAAAGCGAGGACGUGGAACAGAAUUAUCCAAGGGCUAAAGGCUGCUCAGAAGUACUCGGCAAUUGGUUUCACCGCGUUUGCCGGCCUGCAUUUGACCUCUACGAUUGUGUUGCCCGCACUGGUCUCGGUCGACGCUGGAAACGCUGCUCUCAUGGCCGGUCGUACCCUAUACCAAUCGUCUCUUGGUGAGCCGUUGUGGGUCUACGGCAGCUUGCUUCUGCACAUUACUAGCGGGCUUAUUCUCCAUGCUCGUCGGGUGUAUAUAGCAAAGACCCGUCACGGGCGCUGGAUUUGUGGUUUGACCCCCACGAUUACCUCGGGGCUGAUACUCACUGUUUUAGCAAGCAGCCAUCUUUAUGCUACUCGCCUCAAGCCCACGAUGGCCCUAGGUGACAGCUCACUGAUCAGCCUAGACUUUAUUACCUGGGCCUUGAAAGACAACAUCUGGGUCACUGGGUCGGCAAUAAUCCUGCUAUCUUUUGUUUUUUUCGACCACGCUCUGCGCGGUGUUGAUUAUUGGUACCGCUUGGGUAUCAAGUACUAUCGAAACGCUAUCGUCGGUGCUAUGGUAGGGCUUACGGCUCUUUCGCUGGCCAGAAUCCGAGCAGCACCUGACGUUACUGGAUGGAUUGCCUCGCAGUACCAACUAGCCCACUAA